AUGUGGUGGCGCCUCCUACUACUGAGUACACUUGCAGCUCUUGGAGCAGCUGCUGCACCAUUAUGCUCACCCGCGCCAUCAACCCUACAUCUCCCCGACGCGCCAUACGACAACUUCUUCUAUUCCGACUGCAACACGGCUGUUCAGGUCGUUGUAACCAGCCCACAAUCUGAUAGUAAUCCUUCUCUAAUCUCACCUCGGCUCGUCAUUGCUUGGCCUGCAGGCAACAGCGGUGUAUGCACUUAUUUCGCGCCUCAGAAUGGUGUCAAUGGCAGUCUGAGUAUUGAGGCAGUAAAUUCGACUAUUGGCAACCCAUUGGCAGCAACGUAUAAUGAUAGCAAUGCCACUUCUGGAAACAGUACAACCCCUUUCUAUGGUGUUACCGGGACUAUUCGCUUCAAUUCUUCUGCUAUCCUCACCAUUCCGAUUCUUGGAAGUAUCCGGACUAUUCGAGACUUUGUGGAAGGGCCUAGUCUUUUGCAGCCACGGAUUCAGGAUGCUAUCAAUGUAUCCAGUAUAUCAAAUGGUGGAGCUCUCCUUGAGCGUCUCUGGCUCGAUAAUGUGACCUCGACUCAUCUCAACUUCACACCUGCGUCUACAAACGUAUCUGUCACCGUUGGCAAGGACAAUAGCCUGAUAUUCGAAGCCGGUGACUAUAUCUUCACAGCUCAAUUCAAUUAUCCGCAAUUAAAGCAACUGUCUCCAGCCCAGGUAUUAACCAACAGCUCCACGGAUCUCAUACAACGAGAUUCGGAACGAACAUCGGCUUUAUCUUUCCUGUCAUAUUCCACUAAGCUUUUGGCUGGUGCAUGGCGUUUUUUGACAUACUUUGGUCGUGAUUCUAUGAUUUCUGCUCUUUUGUUAGAGCCUAUUCUUAGUAAAGGUGAGAAUGGUGCCAUGGAAGCUGUCAUUGCUGCGGUUUUGGAACGAAUCAAUAGGAUGGAUGGCAGUGUAUGCCACGAGGAGACUAUUGGGGAUUAUGCUACAUGGUUGAAUGAGGGUCAAUAUGGAUUGUAUAGCACCGAAGCACAAUGCGACUACAAAAUGGUCGAUUCUGACUUCUACCUCCCCAUCUUGAUGAAUAAUACUUCUGCGGGAGCUUUCAACUCAAGUAGCGGUGACCUGACCUACCAACAAAUGAUGGCCAUCAACGCAGAACGCAUCAUGAACUUGGCUGCACCUUUUGCCGGUGACAAGAACCAGACCAAGGACAACUUGGUUCAUCUCAAGGAUGGACAGAUUGUUGGUGAAUGGAGAGAUAGCGCUUACGGUAUCGGGGGCGGCCGUAUUCCUUACGAUGUCAAUACAACCUUGAUGCCUGCAGCUCUUCGGGCGAUUGGAUCUCUUGCCCGCAACAACUUCGUAAAUCAAACACACUGGGCUAACCUUGCCGAUAGAUACGCUCAAGUCUGGGAAGAUGAGACUCUCGGCUUUUUCAAAGUAACUGUUCCGGAGUCAAACGCAAAACAGCUUGUAUCUUCUUAUGCGCAGACAAUUAGCUUAACCGGACCAAAUCAAACCGACACUAUCGAUGGCGAUGUCAUUUACCAUGCUCUCGCACUCGAUGGCAACAACAACCAGACUCAGGUCCUCAUAAUGAAUACGGACGACUGCUUCCGUCAUUUCCUGCUCAAUACUACCGGAGAUCAGGACCAACUCACCGUCUUCGUGAAUCAGACCGCGAACAAUAUUCGCCGCACAUUCCCUGCCGGGCUGCUAACGGACGCCGGUGUAAUUGUCGCCAACCCGGCAUACGGUCAAGAUCCGGUGUAUGCGCGCAACUGGACCAGUGGUGCCUAUCAUGGAACAGUGAUUUGGUCCUGGCCCUUGGCUAUGAUGGCCAAGCAACAACUCAGUCGAUGUGAGACAGGUAACAACUCAGCCAGCCAUGCACAUAUCAGAACCCCCGACUUUUGUAACGAUGCUGCAGUCUACGACAAUGCGAAAACAGCCUACAACGUCCUCUGGGACUCGAUUGAGGCCAACCAAGCUCAGCUGUCUCAAGAAGUUUGGUCUUGGAUAUAUGACAGUAGUAAUGAUACAUUCGUUCCCACGCCGCUUGGGGUUAUGCCUCCUCCACCUGGAACGGCGAGUCGGACUGGUAUGUCAGCUUUCUAUCCUUAA
Molecule: messenger RNA, 2124 nt
Organism: Talaromyces marneffei
Lineage: Eukaryota; Fungi; Ascomycota; Eurotiomycetes; Eurotiales; Trichocomaceae
Exons: 5
Coding region: 1-2124 (707 amino acids)
Source: RefSeq, a predicted model, not a curated record